Protobothrops mucrosquamatus (brown spotted pit viper) is the source of this 1173-nucleotide messenger RNA. RefSeq names its product protein phosphatase, Mg2+/Mn2+ dependent 1K (gene PPM1K). NCBI's taxonomy places the organism in Eukaryota, Metazoa, Chordata, Lepidosauria, Squamata, Viperidae. The coding region runs from base 70 to 1170 and encodes 366 amino acids. Gene Ontology annotation, biological process: protein dephosphorylation. The transcript has 6 exons. Gene Ontology annotation, molecular function: cation binding; protein serine/threonine phosphatase activity. The record is from RefSeq and is a predicted model, not a curated record.
AGUGGGGGACGUUUUCAAAGCCAGCUUCAAAACUGUCUUGUUCCUCAUCACCUCCUCUGGAAUUGAGGGAUGUCCACGGCGGCCUUAAUCAGUCUGGUUCGGAGUAGAGGCCACCAGCUGCAGAGAGCGCUGCUUACAUCUUGCACAAUUCUCAGCCCCAAGUGCCAAAUUUCCACCAACGGGUGCAGGGCUUCGCGUUUCGAUCUGGAUGGGAGCGGCUGCCCUGCCACCUGGGAUUCCUUUGGGAUUUGGGACAACCGCCUGGACGAACCCAUCUUACUCCCGCCCAGCAUCAAGUAUGGGAAGCUGAUUCCGAAGGUCAGCCUGUCGAACGUGGGCUGUGCCACCCACAUUGGGAAACGGAAGGAAAACGAGGACCGUUUUGAUUACGCCCAGCUGACUGAGGAUGUCCUGUAUUUUGCCAUUUUUGAUGGGCACGGUGGGGUGGCAGCAGCUGAUUUCUGCAACAAGUACAUGCGGGAAUAUAUUCGAGAAUUUCUUUCUGAGGAACACAACAUGGAAUUAGUAUUGAUUAAAGCUUUUCUAGAAAUAGACAAAGCAUACAUGAGACACGCCCACUUAUCUGCGGAUGCUACCUUGUUAAAUACUGGGAGCACAGCAACGGUGGCUUUGCUGCGAGAUGGCAUUGAGCUGGUGGUGGCCAGUGUGGGUGAUAGCCGUGCGCUGUUAUGCCGCAAAGGAAAAGUUGAGAAGCUGACCAUUGAUCAUACUCCAGAGCGGAAGGACGAGAAGGAAAGAAUCAGGAAAUGUGGUGGUUUCAUCUCCUGGAACAGUCUGGGGCAGCCCCACGUGAAUGGCAGACUUGCAAUGACCCGUAGUAUUGGAGAUUUGGAUCUUAAGAAGUGUGGUGUGAUCGCAGAACCUGAAACAAAACGGGUGCAGUUACACCACACAAGUGACAGCUUCUUGGUCCUGACCACAGAUGGCAUCAACUUUAUUGUAAACAGUCAAGAGAUCUGUGACUUUGUUAACCAGUGCCAUGAUCCAACCGAAGCAGCUCACAUCAUUACGGAGCAGGCCAUGCAGUAUGGGACAGAAGAUAACGGGACCGCUAUUGUAGUGCCAUUUGGAGCCUGGGGCAAAUACAAAAACUCUGAGGUCAACUUUUCCUUCAGCCGAAGCUUUGGUUCAAGUGGAAGAUGGGCAUGAGCA